UUAGCUAACUUGUACAGAAACGUAAUGCUACUUAGAAAUAGACUAACGUUACGAGGAAACCUAGCUAUGUUUUCUUUCUUUAUCUGUGUUAAGUAAUGCUCACGUGUAAAAAAAAAAAAAAAAAAAAAAAGCAAAAAACUCUCCCAGUUGUGUUAAUUUAGAGUGAAUGAAGUCCACUGAUGUAAAUUCACCUCAUCAUGGCAAACGUUAUCUAAGUUACGGUAACGUUAUUGCCUCGCUAACGUGCUCAACCUAUAACGUUACUAGUUAGUUCAAUUUUGUCGUUCCUAAAAUGUUCAUAGCCUCGAGGGUAUCUGUCCCCCCCUCAGAGUCAGACUAUUGGAUUGUGGUGUGUGGAGCCACACCCCUCAUGGACGUCCCUAUGUGCCGAAGUGAUGCAGCAGUCAGCGGUCAGUGGGCGAAGGAGGGCACCCUGGCAAGUUAGCCUGGUGCGUCACAAAGGAGUCACUGAAGAAGCGGUUCGGAGAAUAGGUGCCUGAAGGCGGCACAGAAGUCGCUUGGCUCGGGAUAUCUCGGUGUACAUGAGGACCAGCAGACACGGCUUUGGAAACGCGAGCGACUCAACAUGCAUCGAAUAACGGGGAAAGUUGGAGGGGACAGUUUAAUUGAGAUGAGCCCGACAGAGUCUUUCAAUGACGAUAUAAAUGGCUACCACCACCAUGACUCAUACAGCGCAGAAUCCCUCCAGCAGGAACGAUCAGCGAUUGACAAACAACAACAAAGUAAAGACUCUGUGUUCUUCCGUGACGGACUGCGCAGGGUUGAUUUUGUCCUGUCCUAUGUUGACGAUAAAGAUGGCGAUAAGAAACAGGACAGGAGGAAGGUUUAUGAAGCUAAUCUAGUGAAUGUCGGCCUGGAGCUGGAGACGGAAGAUAAAUUGGAGUCAGAAGAUGGAAAAACUUUUUUUGUGAAGAUCCACGCUCCGUGGGAAGUGUUGGCCACCUACGCAGAAGUACUGAAGAUCAAGGUCCCAUUCAAGGCCAACGACAUCCCGAACCACAGCGAGAUGCCCUUGAACUGGCUGUCCACUCCCUUUCGUCUGCCGGACCACAUCAUGCACCCUGAGCCAGACUACUUCACGGCUCCGUUCAACAAGAGCAAGUCUGACUUCUUCCUCAUCGAUGACAAAAACACAUUCUUCCCCCCUUCUGUUCGCAACAGGAUAGUCUACUAUAUCCUGUCCCGAUGUUCAUACAUAAGGGACGAAUGUGGGGAUAAAGACAAGAAGGGAAUCAAGAGGUUACUCAACAAUGGCACCUACACGGCUGCCUUCCCUCUGCAUGAUUCUAGAUAUUGGAAAAGAUCGAAGGAUCCUAACUGCGAAAGUGAGAGGUAUAGUCUCUACAAUCACUGGGCCAGAUUCUUGUGUUGCUACAAAGAGCAGCCCCUCAACCUUAUAAGGAAGUAUUAUGGGGAGAAGAUUGGUAUUUAUUUUGCGUGGCUGGGGUUCUACACUGAGAUGCUGUUCCUUGCUGCAGUCGUAGGAACAAUUUGUUUUGCCUACGGAUACCUCACCUACAAUGAGAACCAGUGGAGUAAAGAAAUAUGUAGUGAGGAAAUCGGAGGCAAUAUUGUCAUGUGUCCGCUGUGUGACAAGAAAUGUAGCUACUGGAAACUCAACUCAACAUGCAACUCAUCAUGGCAAUCGCACCUAUUUGACAAUGUGGCAACAGUGUUUUUUGCCAUAUUCAUGGGGAUUUGGGUGACGCUGUUCCUGGAGUUCUGGAAGAGGCGGCAGGCCCGUCUCGAGUACGAGUGGGAUCUGUUUGACUUUGAGGAGGAGCAGCAACAACUGCAGCUUCGGCCAGAGUAUGAGACCAAGUGCACCAACCGCAAGCUGAACCGCAUCACUCAGGAAAUGGAGCCUUACUUACCCAUAACAAGCAAGUGUGCACGCACAUGUCUGUCUGGAGCCACCGUCCUGUUCUGGAUCUCAUUGAUCAUUGCUUGCAUCAUUGGAGUGAUAGCGUACCGCCUGGCGGUAUAUGCAGCCUUCGCCAGCAUCAUGAAGGACAGUCCCACCUCCCACCUGCAAGUGGUUGGUCCCUACAUCACUCCACAGCUGGCCACCUCUGUCACCGCGUCCUGCAUCAACUUUGUCAUCAUCAUGAUCCUCAACCUUAUGUAUGAAAGAGUGGCUAUUUGGAUCACUGACAUGGAAAUUCCAAAGACCCACCUGGAGUAUGAGAACAAACUGACAGUGAAGAUGUUCCUCUUCCAGUUUGUCAACUACUACUCCUCCUGCUUCUAUGUGGCUUUUUUUAAGGGCAAGUUUGUCGGCUAUCCUGGAAAGUAUGCUUACAUGUUUGGCGAGUGGAGCCAACUGAGGAAUGAAGAGUGUGAUCCUGGCGGCUGUUUGAUUGAGCUGACCACCCAGCUGGUGAUUGUGAUGACUGGUAAACAGGUGUGGGGAAACAUCCAGGAGGCUCUGGUCCCGUGGUUGAUGAACUGGUGGGGCAGCAGGAGGGCACGAAGCCACCCAGACAGUCUGUACAGCCGCUGGGAGCAAGACCAUGACCUACAGUGCUUUGGACAUCUGGGCCUCUUCUACGAGUACUUGGAGAUGGUGAUCCAGUUUGGUUUCAUCACACUGUUUGUCGCCUCCUUUCCCCUGGCACCCUUGCUGGCCCUUUUCAACAACAUCAUCGAGGUUAGAGUGGACGCCUGGAAGCUCACCACUCAGUUCAGACGUCCUGUGGCAGCAAAGGCCCAUAGCAUUGGAGCCUGGCAGGAAAUCCUCAAUGGGAUGGCCGUCCUCUCUGUUGUAACAAAUGCAUUCAUUGUGGCCUUCACCUCUGAUAUGAUCCCUCGACUCGUGUACAUGUAUGCCUACCAGCCAGAGGGUGAGAUGAAUAUGAAAGGCUACAUAAACAACAGCUUGUCUGUUUUCAAUAUCUCAGAGUUCCGAGAAGCCAACAAACCUGAGGACGGGGAGAACCCCUCCUGGUUCAACAGCUCCAUCACUAAUUGCAGGUAUCGUGAUUACCGCUACCCUCCCGGCCAUGAGAAGCAGUACUCCCACACUAUGCAGUUCUGGCAUAUUUUGGCUGCCAAGAUGGCUUUCAUCAUUAUCAUGGAGCACGUUGUGUUCGUGGUCAAGUUCUUUGUGGCCUGGAUGAUUCCCGAUGUUCCCUCUGAAGUGAGUGCUCGAAUCAAGAGAGAGCGUUACCUGGUCCAGGAGUAUCUCCACGACUACGAAGUGGAGAAGCUGAAGAUUCAACUCAGCCAAAUCAACAACGACGAGUGUACUUGCACGCCCAUGAUCUAUCCGUCUGUACCCAAACAUGAGGUGCUGUCAGAGUGUCUCUAGCCCAGCAAGCUGCUGGUCAAUCAGCUGGACGUAAUGGGAGGACAUGGUGAUGUAGAUUGCCCUGCUUGUGUAUUAAGAUAGUGACCAUCACUUCGCUGUAGUUCCUGUGUCGUUUAUGCAAUACACUCACACGCAGACAACUUUUAUUAAGGAGCUAAAGGUUUCCUCAAUUCUCAGCUAUCCCUCGUCUACUAAUCUGCUGAUAGUGGAAGUGCACACAGGUGAAAGACCAAGUCUCCAUGCAUGCUGAAACACUUGAAUUUAAACCUCUGUUUCAUACUUAUGGCUUUUCACUCUUUAUUGUAAUUGUAGUGCUGAGGAUAAUCUAAAUUUGCUAUAAGGAAGAAAAGAGGAAAUUUUCUAAACACUGUGUCUAAGCCAGGCAACUCAUCUUGUUUUAAUACAAGACUAUUUAUUUUAAGUGCCACUAUAAGUAACCAAAGACUGGGUGCCUUAAUAUAUCACACACUUGUCAUUGGUUCUAUAUGUCAGUCAAAUGACAAUUAAUAUAAUUUAGAAACUGAGAGCUUGUUCAUUCUGAAGUUUUUCCUUUGUGUAUGUGAAGCUGUAUGAAGGGUUCUAGUGUCAUUUCGUUGUUUGUUUGUUUUUUACAGUUACUGCAAUCAAUGUGAGCAUUGUUUAUUUCCAGCAUUAAGGGCUCAGCACACAUGUAACACACAUUUACAAGACUGUUAUCUUCACUUCACUGGCCUGUUCUCAUAACAGCCCAACAGUCUCUCCAGGCCAAAACCUGACAUGUGAAGUUAAGUAGCUUUUUAUGAAGAGAAACGUGUGCUGCUGCGAGUAAAGGGGAGGUUUUCUCCUGCAUUGGCCAGUUGUUCAGCUGCAGCAGCUGGUGCGUGUUGACUGUUGACAGUGAGUCCUGUUCCUGGAGAUGAGAAGUGAAAGCCCCGAGAGAGAGUGAAGAGAUCCCUUUUUAAUGUGUUUCUGUUUACCAACACGUCGGAGCUAAUGAAAGCUUGCCCCCACCUACUGAACUAUGUUUGUUCCAUUACACAAAGCACAUCAGCCAUCGCCCAGUUCUUAUGCUUCUGGUUUCCUCAGCUGUGUCCAUGCAGAGAAGGAAAGAUACACAUUCUUUUUUUUUUUUUUUCCGAAAUUUUGCACAAAGCACUUAAUGAAACAUGACUACCAAGACAUAAACACGUCAGUCUAAUUGUUAUGUCAUGAUGCUACACAUUCAUAAUCAGUGUUUUGAAGCAGAAAUGUGUGUUUUUGUUUAUAGAAAUGGAACAAGAGUUGUACUGUAGCUAAGAAGGAAUUCUCUGUUUUGAUUUUAAUGUUAAUAUUGAGUUUAAAUGCUAUUUCAAAAACAAGGAGUAAAGAUGGGACUUUUGUUUCCAAAUGAUAUGAAGGACAUUUUAAUGUUUAAUCAGCUGCCUACAUAGAAAUAUGUGAGAAGUAUCUGUUAUUAAAGUAUUUGAAUUUUAUGUAAAAUAGCUGAGUGGUUGUGCUUCAAACUGAGGCAACUAAAUCUACAGUUUGCUUGAGAUGCAUGUAGCUGUGACCACAUAGUCGAGGGCAUUGUUGAACUCAUCUAGUUUGCCUUUUUCCUGCCCUACGCUCAGCUAAAUUAGUGCCUGUUGAUGCCUUAAUACUUCUCAUACUUUGUGUUUCCUGUUAUUUUUUUGUACAUCUCUUUUAAAUUCAAACAUUUUAUUAUGUCUGUCCUCUUUUCUUAUCCUUUAGUAAUAUUUUAUUUUAUACUGAUACAUAAAAGAAGUGAACCUGUUUACUGUAUGAUCAAAGUUACAAUUUCAUGUUUUCAUUAAUUUUGUUCUGUUUUCUCUUUUUUUUUGUAAUAUUAUAUUCUGUAUCCAAAUAUGUAAGCAAAGAUAAAUCCAGAAUAAAGUGCAGUUCAACUUGA
Messenger RNA from Thunnus maccoyii (southern bluefin tuna), 5219 nucleotides. RefSeq names its product anoctamin 5a (gene ano5a). Lineage: Eukaryota; Metazoa; Chordata; Actinopteri; Scombriformes; Scombridae. Gene Ontology annotation, cellular component: plasma membrane. Gene Ontology annotation, molecular function: chloride channel activity; protein dimerization activity. The record is from RefSeq and is a predicted model, not a curated record. Bases 587 to 3331 code for a protein of 914 amino acids. The transcript has 20 exons. Gene Ontology annotation, biological process: chloride transmembrane transport.